UUGAGCUGAUCUCAAAUGAACGACUCUCACACAAUUGAAGCAAAAGAGUUGUUUACUGUUCUCGUUCUGUCGUUCUGUCAUCAUCUGUCUGCCCCUGCCGUGCCCCAGCGAUUGUAGUUUUCAAAGUCUUUAAGCUGUGUUUUUUUUUUUUUUUUUUUUAAUAAUUUGAGGUUUUAUCGAAGUAUCGUAUAUGUUUUGAAGUCGGAUUUAAGAUUUAAGUGUAUAAAAGAGAGUGUUUAUUGUUAUGCGUUCUACCGUGCCAUCCCCGUGCACCCUUGCCUACCACUUUCAAAAGAACCUGCGCAGAACCAUGGCUGUCUCGCGCAUGUAGGAGUGAAGGGUGAUGGUGGGGAAGGGCCUGGAGCAGUGGUGGGGAUAAGUCGUUGGGGCGAGGUGUCUUUCCCCACCACUCUGUCUCUCCUGCUGUCCUGCAUGCACGACUCAUACAGGUUCUGCGCAUCAGUCGCGGCUCACUCGUGUGGUGGCCCAAGAUGGACUCAGUGUCGGCGGUGAGAGAUCUGGCUGCCGUCCAAAGACUCGCCUGUCUCAUCAUCACGGGCGCAAUGAGCAGCUGUCCGGGAGCCUCACUGGACUGCCUUCUCAACCUCACUCCGAUUGACCUGCAUGUCAAGGUCACUGCGAGGAGGACUGCCUACAGACUCCAGUGUGAAAACCUUUGGUUGGAUGUUGGAGGAUCCCGAGGUCACUCUCGGAUCACUCAGCAGGUAAGAGGGGAGGUAAUGGACAUGCCCUCGGAUCACAUGCCGACUCGAUUCUUCUUCGCCAGACCAUUCACUGUCCUCCUUCCGUCCAGGGAUGAGUGGAUGUCCGGUGGGAAUCCUCUUCCACAAGGCGACCUUGAAUGGUAUACUGAUGGUUCUAAGGUAAGAAGUGGGACUGGGGCUGGAAUUCAUGGAGUGCAGAACGGGGUGGACAUUUGUCUUCCUAUGGGCACUCACCCAACUGUGUUCCAGGCCGAAAUGACUGCGAUUAUGGUAUGUGCUAGGGAAAACCUGAGGCUAGGCUUCAGGGACAUCAACAUUUCCAUUUUCACAGACAGCCAGGCUGCGCUCAAAGCGCUUGAUUCCUAUGAAUUUAAUUCUAAGGUGGUCUGGGACUGCCUUUCUGCGGUAUGUGACCUGGGCAGGCGCAACAAGGUAACGCUCUGUUGGGUUCCUGGGCACUCAGGAAUAGAAGGGAAUGAGGUGGCUGACAGGCUAGCAAAUGUCGCGUCAGCCUCAGACUUCGUGGGACCACAGCCUUUCUGUGGAAUCUCUCGUGGGCAUGCAUGUCACUCAGUCAUGGCAUGGGCUCAGGAGGAACACAGGAAAAGAUGGGUUAGGCUUCAGCACCAUAGGGUAAGUAAGCUCGAACCCUCUUCUCUCCUUCCCAGACGGUCGCCUCCAAUGCCCUACGCUUGGACAGGAGGCGACUCAGACAGAUCACAGGAAUGGUCACUGGACAUGGCUUUCUGAAAUUACACCUGCAUCGCUUGAGGAUCCACAAUGGUGACACUGCGUGUAGGAAAUGUGGGCAAUCAGAGGAGACUGCUGAUCACCUACUCUACGACUGCACAGCUCUGAAUGAGGUAAGGGACAGUACUCUUGGUGUAAUGACAAGGGGCAGACACCUUCCUCAGGAGGAGCUCAUUGACAGGAUGCUUGAGUUCAUUAAGCAACUCAGGUUUGACGGACUCUGAAGUACCAUGUGGGGAGCGCAAAAAGCCCAUCAGUGGCUGACGUGCAACAGGACAAGGUCCGCCCCUACAGAAUCAAUCAAUCAAUCAAUCAAUCAGUCGCGGCGUGAUUAUCGCUCAGACUGGUCCCCGGGGCAGUGGUCCGCGACUGUAGCUAGCGACUCUUGCGAUAGUCGCUCCAAGCAAAACAGGACAACGCAAACUCAGUCAGAGCAGUGCCCGGCUACUAUCGCGGAGCGAUUAUCGCCACGUGUCUAUCACUGCAAUCGCUCCAAGCAAAAUAGGCCUUUAACCGGGCAAUUUUUAUCAGCACAUCGGUUUAACCGGACUAGGUCGGCAGGAAGUGGGAGGUAAGCGUUACUGAAACGACUGUUCUUGUGUUAAGGAUAUGAGAACAGUGAUUAUGCUCUACUACAUUUUAGUCAAAUACUGUAUAUACAGUAUGCAUUUAAACGGUCAGUUUUAAUGAGUUUGUGGGACGUCAGUUUAACGAGAAAACCCAUUAUCCGGACUGACCUCGGUCCCGAGAGUCUGGAUAAGAGGGAGUCUAUUGUAGGCUACUGUACAUUUUACUAUGUUAUAGUGACACGAAUAAAAAAAAUAACAGCCAAAACUUCAUGCAAUAACCCCAUAGUACCACAUACAAUAUGUUUACUAGUGUGAACUACGCUGUAGGCUUCACAUUGAAUGUGUUGCCCAUGUUUAUUAAAUUAACCU
This is a messenger RNA of Macrosteles quadrilineatus (aster leafhopper), 2413 nucleotides long. RefSeq lists its product as uncharacterized. Gene Ontology annotation, molecular function: RNA-DNA hybrid ribonuclease activity; nucleic acid binding. The record is from RefSeq and is a predicted model, not a curated record. NCBI's taxonomy places the organism in Eukaryota, Metazoa, Arthropoda, Insecta, Hemiptera, Cicadellidae. The coding region runs from base 492 to 1475 and encodes 327 amino acids. The transcript has 3 exons.